Messenger RNA from Belonocnema kinseyi, 8716 nucleotides. Its product is annotated as putative aminopeptidase-2. NCBI's taxonomy places the organism in Eukaryota, Metazoa, Arthropoda, Insecta, Hymenoptera, Cynipidae. Gene Ontology annotation, molecular function: peptide binding; metalloaminopeptidase activity; zinc ion binding. Gene Ontology annotation, cellular component: cytoplasm. Bases 1 to 8181 code for a protein of 2726 amino acids. The transcript is spliced from 31 exons. The record is from RefSeq and is a predicted model, not a curated record. Gene Ontology annotation, biological process: proteolysis; peptide catabolic process.
AUGUACUCAACAUGUUUUCACGUAAUUCUUAUGCUAAUAACAUUGCUCAACAGUGGAAAAUCAGAGACACAAAAUUCGAACUAUACUAUUCUAGUAAAAAAUGAAUUAUUAAUUUGUGAUAUUCCAUCUCCAAAGAAGUUACUCGAAGAAUAUAAAGAUGAAGAUUAUCGUUUACCAAAAACUGUUUUACCAUAUUUUUAUGACAUUUCUAUAUUUUUGAAAAAAGAUUUCGGCUUUCGUGGACUUACAAAAAUUAAUGCGACAAUUCAAAGUAAAACGGAUGAAAUAGUAUUACACAGUGGCAAUAUUGAAAUAGAGACAAUUACAAUUACUUCAGACGACAGAGUGGUGAAAUCAAGUGAUGAAUAUAACAAUGUCACUGAAAAGCUUACAAUUAAACUUGAAGAAUCACUGGAAAAAAAUUCUAGCAUUUUAAUUGCAAUAGAUUAUAAUGGAAACGUUCGUAAUGAUUUAAUAGGAUUUUAUAAAAGCUCUUAUUUUAAUGCAUCCAAUGAAUUAACAUAUUUAUUUGCAACGCAGUUUCAAGCAAUUCACGCUAGACAUGCAUUUCCUUGUUUCGACGAACCUUCUUUUAAAGCACAAUUUAAACUCAAGAUUCGUACAAACAAAAAUUAUAGAUGUCUAAGUAAUAUGCAAGCAACAACUACGAACAACGGACCAGGCGAUAUUAGUAAUGUCUUUUUUAAGGAAAGUUUGCCAAUGUCAACGUACUUGGUUUCUUUCGUAAUAUCGGAUUUAGAAUCCAGAGGCACUGCGGACUUUAGUGUCUGGGCCAGAAAAGAAGUGAUUGAUCAAGGGGACUAUGCUUUAAAUAUUGGAAAAAAAAGUUUAAGUUUUUUUGAAAAAACUUUUAAUCAGAAGUAUCAGUUAGAAAAAAUGGAUAUGGCAGCUAUUCCUGAUUUCUCAGCCGGUGCAAUGGAAAAUUGGGGACUUAUACUUUACAGGGAGGAAUUGAUGCUUUAUCAUCAGGAGGAAUCAUCGGAUGCAUCUCAACAAAAAAUUGCAGCUACGAUUGUUCAUGAAAUUACACAUAUGUGGCUUGGCAAUUUAGUGACACACGAGUGGUGGGGCGUUCUUUGGCUUACUGAAGGUUUUGCCUCAUAUUAUGAAUAUAUGGCUACAGCAAAGAUUGAACCCACAUGGAAUAUGGAUGAACAAUUUUUGGUUGCGCAACAUCAAGUCGCUCUCUCCGUCGAUGGCUCAAACUCCUCGUCACCAUUGACGCGAAUCGUUAACAGUCAAUCAGAAAUUGGACAAUCGGGUGAUUACAUUACUUAUACUAAAGGCGCAAGUAUCCUUCGAAUGAUGGAAUUGUCCUUCGGAUCUGAUAUUUUCAAUGAUGCCUUAAAAAAUUAUCUAGAAUCGAGAAAGUAUCAAAACGCAAAGCCAGAACAUCUGUGGACAAAAAUUCAGAAAGAGGUUGAUUUAAAAAAAUUAAAUCUAAAGGCCUCCAUAGAAACGAUUAUGAACAGUUGGACCAAACAGGCUGGAUUUCCGGUGGUUAAUGUAUCUUUUAAUAAAAACAAGGCUUUUCUGACGCAAACCCGAUUUUUAUUGAGAAAUACUGAAUCAGUGGAAAACAAUUCAAUAUGGUGGAUUCCAGUCACUUGGACUACUAAAAGUAAUCCUAAUUUCAGCCAAACUACUACAAAUCAGUGGAUAUUUGGCAAUGAAACAAUAAAUGUAGAAGUGAAGGAGGAUGAUUGGAUAGUUUUCAACAUAAAAUCAGCUGGAUUCUAUCGAGUUAAUUACGAAAAACAGUUGUGGUACCGCAUAAUUGAGACCUUGAAUAUCAAAUCCAGGAUUGAGGAAAUAGACGUACUUAAUAGAGCAGCUAUAAUUGACGAUUUGAUGAAUCUUGCAAGAGCGGAUUAUUUAGAUUAUAAUGUUGCUUUGGACGGUCUGAAAUAUCUGACAUCAGAAACGCAUUAUUUGCCAUAUAAAGCCGCUAUAAAUGCUCUUGAUUAUCUGACGAAAAGAUUUUCAGGACAAAAGGAAUACCAAAUUUAUGUCGAAUUCAUUCUUACACUUAUCAACAAAACACAUCGAAAAUUGAGUUAUGACGACAAGGAAGGCGAUACCAGACUUACAAUUUUAUUACGCAGGGAAUUAAAUGAAUUGGCAUGUCGUUUUAAUCAGGAAAGGUGCAUCCAGAAAUCUCUCGAUUACUUUCACAAAUGGAAAUCUGGUACUUUAAAUACAAUUCCGAAAAAUCGAAAGUUGACUGUAUAUUCUACAGCUAUGAAAAAUGCUACUGAAGCUGAUUGGGAUGCGUUAUGGAACCGAUAUAUAAAAUUAAAUGUUCCGUCUGAAAAAAUUGAAAUACUUAGAGCACUUGGGUGUAGUCAAAAUUCUACUAUUUUAGAAAGAUAUCUACUCUGGGCUGUUUCAAAUUAUAAAGACCACAGAAUUCGUAAACAACAUAGCGUCACUAUAUUUGAUGCAGUUUCUUCAUGUUCUUUGGUUGGGGCAGAAUUUAUAAUAGAUUUUAUUGACAAGCAUUAUAAAGAAGUUAUAUCUUAUAAUGAUGGAAGUGUCGACAGCAUAUCUACAAUUUUAUCAAUUGCCUCCAAACAGUUCUCGACAAACGAACUAAUUGAGAAGUUUGAGAAACUGAUUAAUUCUCACAAAAAAGAAUUUGAAUCAAUUCUUGCUUCCUUGGAGUUGCAAUUAGAAUCAGCUAAAUAUGAACUAGAGUGGUACAAGAAACACUAUCAUUCAAUUGUUGACUGGAUAAAUAAAUUUAACAAAAAGGAUGACAAUAGUAAUACAACUGAUUAUUUCUUGCCUGAUGAGAUUGUUCCGACAAAAUAUUAUAUUCACGUAACUCCUUACCUUCAAGAAAAUAAUUUUACUUUUGAUGGAACUGUUGAGAUAGAGACGAGUGUCAAAGAUGUGACAGAUAAAAUUGUUUUGCAUGUGUUCGAUAUUGAAAUUGACUAUCGCAACAUAAAUAUCUCCGUAAAUGGAAAAUUAGUGGGGCUAAAAAGCACCAAAUAUACAAAAAUGUAUCAAUUUUUGACAAUCACUCUUGACGAUGACCUUUUGGAAGGCACACUCUUAAAAGUAAGGAUAGACUAUACUGGAACUUUGAACAAUGAAAUGCGGGGAUUCUAUCGCAGUUCAUAUAAAGAUGACAAGGGGAAAACCAGAUGGUUAGCAACCACUCAUUUAGAACCAGUUGGUGCAAGAAGAAUGUUCCCAUGUUUUGAUGAACCCGCAAUGAAAGCUAUUUUUGUGAUCAGCGUGACAAGACCGAAAUCUUAUCAUGCUUUGAGCAAUAUGCCUAUUAAAUCGACGGUCAAUGCCAUAGAUGAUCUCCGUAAAGAUACGUUUGCACCAACUCCUCCAAUGUCUACUUACCUAGUAGCUCUGAUAGUAUCCGAAUUUGCAAAUCUAUCCAACAAAGAACAUAAGGUCUGGGCCAGACCAAAUGCUAUUUCACAAGCAAAUUACUCUCUCUCUAUCAUGACCCCCGUAAUAAAAUUUCUUGAGGCUACACUAAAUCACAAGUAUCAAUUGCCAAAAAUGGAUAUGGUUGCUGUACCAGAUUUUUCAGCUGGCGCAAUGGAAAAUUGGGGCCUCAUAACCUACAGAGAAAAACGGAUGCUCUAUGAUCCAGAACAAUCAUCUAUAAAUGAAAAACAAGCUACUUGUCUUGUAAUUGCUCAUGAAAUAACACAUCAGUGGUUUGGAGAUUUUGUUAGUCCGCAGUGGUGGAAAUAUUUGUGGCUGAAUGAAGGGUUUGCGAGAUACUUACAAUAUGCUGGUUGUGAUUAUGUACAUAAAUCAUGGAAGCUUCCAGCUCAGUUCGUUGUCGAUCAUCUGCAGACAUCUUUUGGCACUGAUGGUGUGUCAAGUAGCCAUGCAAUAACCCAUGACGUUUACAGUCCUUCACAAAUCAGCGGCAGAUUUAAUGCAAUUUCCUAUGCUAAGGCCGCCAGUAUCUUACGCAUGACAGAAACAUUUUUAGGAUCGAAGGUCUUUUUCCAGAGUCUGCAUAAUUAUCUGGAUGCUCGCCAGUACGGUGUUGCAACUCCGGAAGAUCUUUAUACAGCUUUUCAGGAUCAAAUAGAUGCUGAAAAAUUGUUACUGGGAGUAAAAGUAAAAACAUUUCUGGACUCGUGGACACUGAAACCAGGUUUUCCAGUUGUUUCAGUCAAAGUUUCAGGCGACAAAUACUUAUUGACACAAGAACAAUUUUUAAUAAGGAAUGAUGAAGGUUACCCCAUAAAUCAAACUUGGUGGGUGCCAAUUACUUGGACUACUCAGAAUGACAAAGACUUCAACAAUACCCUACACAAACAUUGGCUUGAUGAAGCUUCUACUGAAAUUUCCAUAAAAAAGGACCCCAAAGAUUGGAUAAUAUUCAAUAUUCAACAAGCAGGAUAUUAUCGUGUAAACUACGAUUCAGAUAAUUGGUUGCGUAUAAUUGGUGCUCUUAAGAGUCAAGAAUUUGACGCGAUUCAUGAACUUAAUCGAGCUGCAUUAAUCGAUGAUCUUUUUAAUCUGGGAAGAACCGGAUACGUCACUUAUGAUAAAGUCUUAUCCGCCACACAAUAUUUAGAAAAGGAAACUAAUUAUUUGCCCUGGAAAGCUGCUUUUAAUGGAUUAUCAUAUUUGAAUAAAAGAUUCGAAGGUCGUGAUAUUUAUGAUAUUUACAGGACUCACAUUCUCACAAUUUUACGACCCAUUUUUGAAAAACUUGGUUUAACAGAAAUCAAUGGUGAAGAUCAUUAUGAUAAACUUCUCCGAAUAUUAGUUGUUGAUUGGGCCUGCAAAUUCAAACUUCCAGAAUGUGUUUCUCACUCACAAAAAUUAUUCGCUGAAUGGAGAAGAAACGCUUCAAGAAUAGUUCCAGGUAAUCAACGUAAUACCAUUUACUGCACAGUUAUAAAACACGGAUCAGAUGAUGAAUGGAUCUUCCUAUCUGAACAAUAUUCAAAAACGAAUUUUGCCUCCGACAAGAAUUUAAUAUUAAAAGCUUUGAGUUGUUCCGAAAAUACUGAACUUCUUAAUAAGUUACUUACUGAAGCUAUUACUCCAGGUUCAGAAAUCAGGUUUCAAGAAAGUCAAAAAGUUUUUACUUAUGUUUAUCGAGCAAGUUUAAGGGGACUGGAAACAGUUUUAGAAUUCAUUAAAAAAAAUUAUAGCAGUAUGAAAAAGUACUACAUUGAAGAAAAACCACUCAAGACUAUUUUGAAUGGCCUCUCCCGAAGAUUAUCGAAUAAAGAACUUUUACAAAAGAUGGAGGACAUAUUUACAACCGAAAAAGAUUCUUCACCCUUGAAAAUUUCGUUAAAAUCAUACCUAGCUAACGCACAAUACGAACUUAUUUGGUAUGACAAAUACACACCAAAGAUUUGGGAGUGGCUAGAAACAACUUAUCCAUCCAAAGAUUACAGGCUACCAAAAAUAAUCGAACCUAUCUCAUACAAUAUACAUCUGAGACCUUAUUUUGAAAAUAAAAAUUUUACGUUUGACGGAAUUGUUAAUAUAAGCAUGCAAGCUCUUCAAAAUACAUCAAGAAUUAUUUUACAGACCAAUGAAUUGGAAAUUCAGAAGAUCAAAGUUUUUGAUAGUUCAGGAAGUGAAUUGAACUAUUCAUCGUUUUUGAUGAACAAAACUACUCACAGACUUUCAAUUUAUUUGACAACGACUGUAGGAGCUGGAAGUAAAAUCGAAGCUAGUUUUAGAUACUCGGGUGUCUUGAAUGAUCUCAUGGUAGGAUUUUAUCGCAGUUCCUAUACUGAUAAAAGCGGCAAUACUCGAUGGUUAUUCGCGACUCAACUCCAGCCUACUCAUGCUAGAAAAGCAUUUCCCUGCUUUGAUGAGCCUUCAUUCAAAGCAAAAUUCUCUGUUCGCAUUGAAAGACCGAAUGAUUAUCUUUCACUGAGUAACAUGCCGUUAAAAACUUCUUAUAAAUUAAGUGACGAGCGUACAUUGGAUGUAUUUGAGGAAAGUCCACUUAUGUCCUCGUAUUUAGUUGCUUUCGUUAUAUCCGACUUUGAAUCUCUUUCUAUAAAUGACAAUAUUAGUAUUUGGACACGUCCGAAUGCAAUAGAAAAUGCUCAACAUUCAUUAACGGCAGCUGCGAAGCUGUUGAGAAUUUUGGAAAAUAUCACUGGGAUCGCUUAUAGCCUUCCAAAAAUGGAUUUAGUCGCUAUUCCUGAUUUUAAGGCUGGUGCUAUGGAAAACUGGGGUCUUGUCACUUUUAGAGAGUAUGGUCUUCUUUAUGACGAUAACGUUACAUCAGCCAUCUACAAAAAAUACAUAAAUACAACAAUAGCUCAUGAAUUUGUACACAUGUGGUUUGGUGAUUUAGUAACUUGCGACUGGUGGGAUUAUACUUGGUUAAAUGAAGGCUUUGCACAAUAUUUUUCAUAUGUUAGCACUAACGAAUUGGAGCCAAGUUGGAACCUCCUAGAACAAUUUGUUGUUUACGAGUUGCAUAAAGGAAUGGCAGCAGAUGCCUCAGGAGAGAGUCAUGCAAUGAACAACAACGUCUCUAGUCCAACAGAGAUUAGCAGUAGUUUUGACGAUAUUGCCUACAAGAAAGGUGCCAGUAUCUGUCGCAUGAUGUACCACAGUUUUGGCUCUCAGAUCUUUACAAAAUCUAUUCAGAAUUAUCUUAAAUCUCGCCAGUUUAAAACAGCCAAACCAGAACAUCUUUGGCAGUCAAUUGAGGAUCAAACAGACAAAAAUAAUCUUUUUCAAAACAUGAAUCUUACAAUAAAAGAGUUAAUGGACACUUGGACAAGUCAACCAGGACAUCCAGUAGUCAAUGUUACUGUAACUAGUGGUAAAAUUACUUUGACUCAAGAGCAGUUUUUGCUGUCAAAAAAUAAAACGUCACCAUCAAAUCGGCUUUACUGGAUACCAAUAACAUAUACAAGAGAAUCUAAACCAAACUUUGAAGACACUUCGCCAGUUAUUUGGUUUGGUAACAGAUCAAUAGUUCUUGAUAUUGACACAGAAAAUGAAUGGUUUGUUUUGAAUCUGCAACAAGUUGGUUUUUACCGAGUAAAUUAUGAUGUGGAAUCAUGGUAUCGUUUAAUUGAUUUAUUAAAGAGUGAUAAACUAAAAAUUCUGCAUGUAGCAAAUCGUGCUCAGAUCAUGAACGAUGUUCUCAAUUUGGCACAAAUUGGAUACGUCAAUUACACUCUUGCUUUGGAUGCUACUGCAUAUGUAAUUAAUGAAGAUAACCACAUUCCUUGGAUAGCUCUUUUAAAUAAAUUUUCAGAGUUUCGGACGCGUUUCCAAGGCCAAAAAAUUAACGACCUUUUUGCCCCGCAUUUACGAAAUAUUGUUAAGAAUAUUUAUGAAAAACUUGGAUUUAAAGAUGUUAAAGGAGAAAGUCAAUUAGACGAGUUGAACAGAGAGUUGAUACUGGGUUGGGCAUGUUAUUAUGAGUAUGAGGAUUGUUUGAGAAAAUCCAAAGAUCUUUUUUCAAACUGGCGCAGUGGCCUAAAUAAUCGAAUUUCUCCAAAUGCGAGACCUGCAGUUUAUUGUACGGCUCUAAAGCAUGGUAAUUACGAAGACUGGGAAUUUCUUUAUAACGAAUAUCUCAGUACUAACUUUGCAUCAGAACAAGUUGUAAUUUUGAAAGCUUUAGGUUGUACCAAAAACAAGACGACACUUAAUUCAUACCUUCAACUUGCUCUGGACUCGAAUAAAAUUCGUAGACAGGAUACAGGUUUCGUAUUCAGUGCUGUUUAUAACUCUGGAAAAAUUGGCUUAGAAACAUCUCUACAAUUUUUAAUUAAAAAUUACAAUUCAAUUUAUUCUUUCUUCCACGAUUGGAACGCAGUUUCAGCUCUUUUCUCAAAUCUAGCUACAUCCAUAUCAACUUCGGAACAAAUUGAAGAGCUGGAGAAGUUCAUCAAAAACAGUUCAGCUGAACUGAAUCAAAUAUUACCAUCGUUGAAUUCGGCCCUAACUACUGCAAAACGUAACCAGGAAUGGUUUGAUACCUACUCACCAGAAAUUUACGCAUGGUUAAAAAAAUCCUUAGAGGAUUCUGUUGGAGACUGGACUUCACCUUUACCACCUGCUCAUGUUGGAGACUUCAGUGAAGAUAAUAUCAUUAGUCAUUGGAUUGUUGCCCUUACCUUCUUAUUAAUAUUAUCGUCUGGUGUUAUAUAUAAAAUAUUCUCUUAGCUGUAUAAAAAAAUUGUUUAGCCUGUAUUACAGGGGGCAUGUAUAAAACACCCUUCUAUUCUUAUUCAUUUUCACCCUAACGUCGGCUACAAUCAUUAUAAUUUAGAGUAAGAAAUGUUUUUGUGUCUUAAGUAAAGAAAUUAAUUGUCUUCGAACAUAUAAAUACACAUUAAUACAACUUUAUUAAGACUCUAGCGAGAAUGUUUUUUUGAGAUAAGACAAUCUUAAAAUUAUAUUUCAAUUAUAUAAUAUCCUGAUAUAAUUUUAGAGGCCUGUUUUUGUAGUGACAUAUAUUUGACAUUUUUUUAAUAGAUAACUUUAAAAUCACAUGGACCAUACUCAUAGAGGAUAGACAUGCUUGCUACAAAUAUUUGGACGGUAAUUGCAUUACCGGACAAUUGCUUUAUCUGUCUAUAGUUUGUGUAAUAUUGUUUGUGAUAUAUUAGCACCAAGCGAAUUAUAAAUAAAAAGAGAUGCAGAAAAUAGUUGAUAUAGAUUUGUGCAGAUUAUGAGAAUACACGAUUUGAUUCAUCAA